CAGUGACCUAAUGGAGCUCUAGGAGUGGGAGGCAUUUAAAGUACGGUAAUUCCUUCCCCGCUGCCAGAUUUUCUCAGCGUACAAAGCUUUCCCUCCCACUCCCCUCCAAGGAGCCUAGGGAGCAGGAGCUGCGCCCUCUCACAGGAGCGCCCGGCUCCUGCUGCUGCGGAGCAGGCGGGGGCGGCCGACGUUCGGAGACCGCGGGGAAGCGAGGCAGCAAGCACCACGAAUUGGGGCGGAGAGGCUUCAGGUGCGACCUCACCUCCUUGUGGUGACUUUCCUCCGGAGCAAAGCAAGGUGGAGCAGAAAUAACAACGCUCACAGGCAGCACAGACAUCAUUUUACGUAUUUAUUUAAUAGGCUUUGAGAGCUGCACGUGCUCUGUUGUUGUCAUCACCCUGCCACCGUAACUCCCUUGGUCGACAGAGCAAAGCUCACUGUUCACUACACCCUUCAGCCUCAGGAUCACCACCUCCAUAUUACUUCGCUCCCUAGGACCCUGAGUUCUUACUUCCCUUUGCCUUUACACAGCUGUAGCUCCUUAUCAGUCUCUUCCACCCAGGCUCAGCCGACUGCAGAUAAGGCCGAGUUUAUCUUCCCACCCUUCCCACCCCGUCAGAGAACUUCGGUACCGGGGAGCCAGAUUUCCAAGAAAGAAGAAAGCAGAACACCUCUGAAGAGACCACUUUCUAGCUAAAGAUGGCUGCUGAUACCUCUGUUGAUAUCCUUCAAAAAGUUCUGGAGAAUGAAAUACUUCAGUCAACCAAGGUUGUGGAAGAACAUCUGGAUGCUGAAAUACAGAAGCUGGACCAGAUGGAUGAAGAUGAAUUGGAACGCCUUAAACAGAGGAGGCUUGAGGCCCUAAAAAAGAACCAGCAGCAGAAACAAGAGUGGCUUUCAAAAGGACAUGGAGAAUAUAGAGAAAUCCCAAGCGAGAGAGACUUUUUCCAAGAAGUCAAAGAAAGUAAAAAUGUGGUUUGCCAUUUCUAUAGAGAUACAACGUUCAGGUGCCAAAUAAUGGACAAACAUUUGACUGUAUUGGCAAAAAAGCACAUUGAGACAAAAUUCUUGAAAUUAAAUGCUGAAAAAUCUCCUUUCUUGUGCGAGAGACUGCGCAUCAAAGUAAUUCCCACUCUAGCACUAAUAAAAGAUGGGAAAACACAAGACUACGUCGUGGGCUUUACUGAUCUUGGUAACACUGAUGACUUCACUACAGAAACCCUAGAAUGGAGAUUAGGCUGUGCAGAUGUAAUUAAUUACAGUGGAAACUUGAUGGACCCACCUUUUCAAAGUCAAAAGAAAUAUGGAACAAGCUUUACAAAGCUGGACAAGAAGACCAUCAGAGGAAAGAUAUAUGAUUCAGAUUCUGAUGAUGACUAGAAGAGCCGCUAAAUAUAUUUGUAAAUCAUCUUUUGUUUAUGCGUGGUACAUUUCUAAGAAUGUUUUUUAUAAAGCUUACUGCUUUUCAUUACAUCUGCACAUAAUUCUCAUUUUUCUAUACAGUUUUAUACAACUGAGUCACAGCAGGAAAAAGCUUAAGUAUUUUUUUUUCCUCUUUUGGAAGUCAUUUGUAAUUUGAGAAUCUUAGUCCUUCUAUCUCAGUGACAUGGCAAAUGAUGAACUUAAGCCCUUUGUCUUAAGUAUAAGUUUAUGAAAUGUUUUGAAGUAACUUAGAAACAGCUGUAUGAAGUCAGACCAAAGGUCCCUCUGGCCCAGGAUCUGGUCUCAGUGGCUAAAAGGAGAUGCACAAGGAAGAAUGAAAACAGGGUGACCAGACAGCAAUGCUUCCCCACAGUCUACUUUAAGCAGACUGUGGCUUGGGGAACACCGUAUCUGAGAGCAUUUGCUGCUUAAAAUAAUAGAAGAAAAAUCUCUUGAAAUCCUCAUAGUAUUCAGGCAUCCACAUCAUGUGGCAAGGAGGUCCCAGUUUAACUGUGCUGUGUGAGGAACUACUUCCUGUUGUUUUCAUUGAAUCUGACAAGGUGUUUUUUUUUUCUGGUUUUCAUUAUUAAAGGAGGUAACGUACACUUCUAAAAAAGGGUGUUCUUCAUAAGUUCCUCUUCCAAUUAUGUUUUUAUAUUUAUUAUUACUUACAUUAUCAGUAAAGCACCACAAAAUUAUUAGUAAAGAAACUGUGCAUUUUAACAAAUAAUUGCUUUUCUUAUGGUGCCAUAUCAUGCCAUUGAAUAAAUUAACUGCAUUGCACUAUAAGUUGUAAAAACAGUCAUAACUUCUGUGAAUUCUGAAAUAGAUGGCCAAGAGAAAUGCCCUUUUACCAUCUAUGAAUGCUGCAUGUCAGAGCUGAUACAGCAGGCACAUAGCAACAAGUAUAUUGAAAACAGCCUUGUUCACGGGUUUGUAUCAUUCUGUGGUUGUGAAUGUGUGGAUUUUAUAGCAGAUGCUUUGUACAAGAGAGUAGAAUAGAGAAAAGUAUUUGGGAGAAACCUUGAUUGUUAAGUUUAGAUAUAGUGCCACAUACUGUGUACUGUUCUUCAGUGAUGGACAGAAUUUUUAAGAGAGAUCUUCCUUGGACACAAUGUAAAAUCCCUGGCUAGAUGAACCAUUGAUGAGUUUUCUUUUCAUUCUCAGAAAAAUUGUUUGCUUUGUGCUGAAGGACCCUUGUGAGGUGGUACUUUGAACCCAGUUGAUCCAAAUAGCAGUGAAGUGGGUCUAGCCAGUCUUGCUGCAUUGUAGUAGAGAACACUUGUGAUUGGGCCAGCCCAGCAAUAUAUCUCUUUAAGUUUAAAAAAUUAUAUUUUAUUUCUGUUCAUGUACAUUGAAAUAAAAUUAUUUUAAUUCUAA
This is a messenger RNA of Motacilla alba alba, 2802 nucleotides long. It is a transcript of the gene TXNDC9, whose product is annotated as thioredoxin domain containing 9. Bases 700 to 1380 code for a protein of 226 amino acids. The record is from RefSeq and is a predicted model, not a curated record. Gene Ontology annotation, biological process: microtubule cytoskeleton organization. Lineage: Eukaryota; Metazoa; Chordata; Aves; Passeriformes; Motacillidae. The transcript has 5 exons. Gene Ontology annotation, cellular component: cytoplasm.